AUGGCGCUGCUGGCGCUGCCGUCGGCCAAGGCGACGCGUCCCACUUCAAGGACGCUCUGUUUCGGAGGGGCGUCGUCGCCAAUGGAUGGCCAAAAGCGGCUUUGGCUGCGGCUCAUCGCGUCCCUUCGAGCGCAUCCAACCGUCGACUACUCGUUCCACAUCUUCCUGCUCGAGCCCAAACCAGUCCAUUCCACAGACGUCUUUACAGCACACGGCUUGAACGUGACGCACGUGCCCAUGAUGGUCUCCCGUGAAGAUAUUGCCCGGUACGACAUCACACACGAAAAGAUUAUGGCCGCGCUCGCCGACUUUGCGGACGCCGAAAAUCGAACGACGUUUCCAUCGUACGUUCAUUCGCUCUGGGCAUCGCUCGUUGCUGCCUUUGCGCCGUGCAAAGGAGGAGUGCUGAGCUACCCCAACUCGGGCAGCCAUGACGAUCGCGUCUGGGCCGGUCUCGGUCGCGCUGCCGGCGCUGCAGGCGUCGUUCUCGAGCUCUCGGGCGUGUUGCCUGUGUCACACACGGUCGAUCUGCUCAUUGGGCCGUCACAAUACACCCUCGCACAUCCCAGUGUCGUAAAUGCGAUGCGCGCCGACAUGCGAACGGUGAUUCCGCCCGGCGUUGAUCCGACGAUCUUUGCCCCCCGCGCCCGCGGCCAUAGUACUAAUCGCUGCGUCGUCGUCGGGUAUCUCGGUCGCCUUGUUGCUGAAAAAUCUCUCGGACUCCUUGCACGCGCCGUCGAGCUCCUUACGCAGACGAACAUGACCUCGUCGUGCGUGACCUUCCGCUGGGUCGGAGACGGCGCUGAUGCCAAAUACUACAAGCGGUACCCGAUCACGUUUCUCGGAAGCAUCGACGACGAGGCGGCGCUUAUCCACGAGCUCCAGUCGUGGGACGUGGCCGUGCAGCCAGGCCUCCAAGAGACAUUUUGCAUCGCCAACUUGGAAGUCAUGGCCGUGGGGUUGCCGCUCGUGACCUUUGGCGUCGCUGGCGUCGCCGAGUACGUUCGGCACGAGGAGAACGCGUGGGUCGUCGACGAGAUUUCUCCGCAAGCACUCGCCGCGGCGAUCGCGCUUUUGGCGGACGAUCCGAUUUUGCGACGCCAGCUCGGCGAUGGCGCCCGACGCACGGUCGAGACGCGGUAUACAUGGGCCCACACGGUGGCCGCGUACGACGAGGCGUACGGGCGUCUCAUUGGCAAUGCCAUUUACAAGCCCUAA
This is a messenger RNA of Saprolegnia parasitica CBS 223.65, 1218 nucleotides long. RefSeq lists its product as hypothetical. NCBI's taxonomy places the organism in Eukaryota, Oomycota, Saprolegniomycetes, Saprolegniales, Saprolegniaceae. The transcript has 3 exons. Gene Ontology annotation, molecular function: glycosyltransferase activity. The record is from RefSeq and is a predicted model, not a curated record. The coding region runs from base 1 to 1218 and encodes 405 amino acids.